This is a messenger RNA of Juglans microcarpa x Juglans regia, 429 nucleotides long. RefSeq lists its product as uncharacterized. Lineage: Eukaryota; Viridiplantae; Streptophyta; Magnoliopsida; Fagales; Juglandaceae. The record is from RefSeq and is a predicted model, not a curated record. The transcript has a single exon. The coding region runs from base 1 to 429 and encodes 142 amino acids.
AUGACAGUGCAGGAAAUCGACCAAAACAAGCAGCUACAGGCUGCUCUUGAAAAGGACAAGAAUGUGGAACAAGGAGUAGUUGGGGAGAUACAAGAGGAAGAGGUCCUACAAGUUGAAGAUUUGGGCAUUGGGUCCGAAUCUUGCAAGCAGUUAGCAUCUCAGAUGAAUGAGCUAAUAGUUUCCGUAAAUGCCAAUAUAAUUACCCCUCCCUUGGAAGCUACUGAGGGUUCAAAUUCAGGAAGUCCAAUUCAAGAGAUUAAUAAACGGAUACGAGCACUUAAAAAAGAAGAUUCGACUUGCAGAAAGACAACAAUAGAAAAUUGCACAAGAUAUGAAGCCAGAACAAUUGGACAAAUUGACAAAGCUGGAAGGCUUCACAAGGAGCUAAAACUUUUGGAGGAUAAAAAGGUAGAAAUGGCAACAUCAUAA